AUGGUCCGAAGGAAUAAGGGUCGUCAGAAAGUAGAGAUGAUUAAGAUGAACAACGAGAGUAAUCUUCAAGUUACUUUCUCUAAGAGACGAUCCGGGCUUUUCAAAAAAGCGAGCGAACUUUGUACACUUUGUGGUGCCGAAAUCGCGAUCAUCGUAUUUUCUCCCGGUCGAAAAGUCUUCUCUUUCGGCCAUCCUUGUGUUGAUACGAUCAUCGAACGUUUCAUAAAUCGUGGUCCUCCCCCUCAUCAACAAAACAAUACUACUAUGCAACUCAUUGAAGCUCAUCGUAAUGCCACCAUUUGUGAUCUCAACGCUCAACUCACGCAGACACUUGGACAGCUUGAGACAGAGAAGAAAAGAGGUGAAGAACUAAGCAAAAUAAGAAAAUCAAACAAGAAUGUACAGAACUGGUGGGAAUCACCCAUUGAAGAGCUCAACAUAACACAGCUUACUCAGCUCAAAGGUGCUCUUGAAGAUCUGAAGAAAACUAUUGCAGCUCAAGCUUCAAAACUUCUCCAAUCGACCGUUCCUCGACAGUUCUACGUCGGAAACUCUUCUAACAACGUUGGCGGAGGCAAUGGUUCUGGUCUUAACUUGUUGGAUCAACAAAGAGCAAUAACCACAAACAGGUUCAUUCCAAAUGCUAUGUCGUUUGGAUAUGAUAAUCAAGGUUUUAGAUCAGAGUUUACAUCGGGGUUUAAGCAAGAGUACAACAGUUCAGGAUAUGAUGAACCCGGAAACAAUUCGAAUAAUAAUCCUAACUCCGGAUCAGGUGGUGGUUACAAUUAA
Molecule: messenger RNA, 789 nt
Organism: Tarenaya hassleriana
Lineage: Eukaryota; Viridiplantae; Streptophyta; Magnoliopsida; Brassicales; Cleomaceae
Product: agamous-like MADS-box protein AGL62
Exons: 2
Coding region: 1-789 (262 amino acids)
Biological process (GO): positive regulation of transcription by RNA polymerase II
Molecular function (GO): protein dimerization activity; RNA polymerase II cis-regulatory region sequence-specific DNA binding; DNA-binding transcription factor activity, RNA polymerase II-specific
Source: RefSeq, a predicted model, not a curated record